Molecule: messenger RNA, 1481 nt
Organism: Caenorhabditis auriculariae
Lineage: Eukaryota; Metazoa; Nematoda; Chromadorea; Rhabditida; Rhabditidae
Source: the annotation of a GenBank genome assembly
AUGAAGUACUUGGAAAACUCGGUGCUCGAAGUUCUUUCGUCUGCUUUGAGUAACAGCGCCUUCGACUGUAUUCUCGAUUUCAAGUAGGUUUCAUUCGGUUUAAUGACAAACCAAUUAGAAACAUUGCUUUUUCGAAUAGAUGCAUUUUGAAUUUUUCUCAUAACCAUUGAUAACAGAAGAUUUGUCUGAACAGACUGGAGUCCUAUUCGUGCAAGAUGGUCCAGAGUGAUAAAAAAGAAUGGAAAACGUUUGACACGUCUGUCAGUUGGUCAGAAAGACAGGUUUGACUUUUUUGUUAAAAGUUUUUCGUUGACAGAAAUAAAUGAAUGAAAUUUUCUAGCCGCUCUCUCCACCAGACGAAUUUUUGAGUUUGAAUGCAUCGCCAAUUGGUCACGCCGCUCGUCUGAGACACAUGUCGGAAAGGAGUUGCUCUGAAUCUGACAACGACGGAGAAGAUGUUGGUGAUCGUCUUGUAUCUUAUUGCUUUCAAUGAAUAUUUAGUUUGUAUAGGAAGACUCAAAACGAAGAUUUUAUCUAGAAAAAAAAAAUCGGAAACGUCGCCUUUGGAAAGUUUUCUAGCGAUAUGAAAAGAUUGGAAAAGUAGCCGUCGAAUAUUCGCUGGUCUUUUUUUUAUACCACCAAAUUUUCGAACGGCUCCCGAAAUUCCAAUUUUCCUUAUCUCGUGAAAAAAAAGUUAUAAAAAAACGCGUGAGUUUUGAAAAUGCCGAUAUUACUUUGAACAUGGCAUAAACAUUAUUGUUUGCAGAACUCGCUAGUUGAUAGUAUAUCUCGUCGAACUCUGUUCGAUUUGGUCCGAGUUCUCAACUCGGCCUACCCCGACUACGAUUUCCGAAAUGUAAAAAGCGACUGCUUUUCAUUAGUUUCCUCGUUCGAAGUGGGCUCUUCGCACUUGCUUCACCCCUCUUUUUUUCUAGCAAGUCGUUUCUUUGGUGAAUGGAAAGCUGGCUACCACAGUUUUCAACUAUUGCACACAGAGAGAUGAGCUAUGGAACGCCGUCGAAGAGGGUAUCACGCCCAACGAAUGCAGAAUAUUCAGGUUUUUUGUUGGGGAAUGUGUGAACAGGAGCUUCAUUCUUGAGUUAUUGCGAUAAUGAACAAGACAUUUUUCGAGUCUUACAUUAACGUCGGAAAAAAGAUAGUAGCGUGUUUGAAACUUUAUUUUACCGUAAAGAUUUCAAAAAAGAUGAGGUUAUCAUUAUCACUUGAGCCGUUUAAUUCAACCCGAUUUCAAUGACGUGUAUUUCUCAUAAACACGCAAGAAGGCUAAAUUGUAUUUCAGUUUCAAGUCUCCUUACGUUGACGACCCCUUUUCGGAAGAUGGGUGCAUUUGGAGCCUGAACUUUUUCUUCUACAACAAAACGCUCAAAAGACUUCUCUUUUUGUCUUGUCGUUGUUUGUCAAAAGUAUCAGAGAACAUAUUCGAUCCUGCAUGGGAAGACGAAGUUGAACAGCCAGAGUAA